AUGCAUCUGAAAAAAUUCAUUGACUGUAUUUUUCUGUUAAAAGUAUACAAAAGAAGAUUCAGGUUUCUGCUGGUGCCUGAGGCGAGCUGCACUGCGACCCUGUCCGGACACGGCAAGGGCGGCAAAGGCCUGGGCAAGGACGGCGCCAAGCACCACCGCAAGGUGCUGUGCGACAACAUCCAAGGCAUCACCAAGCCCGCCAUCUGUCGCCUGGCCUGGCGCGGCGGCGUCAAGCGCAUCUCGGGGCUCAUCUAUGAGGAGACCCGCGGCGUGCUCAAGGUCUUCCUGGAGAAUGUGAUCCGCCACACCGUCACCUACACGGAGCACGCCAAGCGCAAGACGGUCACGGCCAUGGACAUGGUCUACGCGCUAAAGCGCCAGGGCCACACGCUCUACGGCUUCGGCGGCUAG
Messenger RNA from Lepus europaeus (European hare), 411 nucleotides. RefSeq names its product histone H4-like. Lineage: Eukaryota; Metazoa; Chordata; Mammalia; Lagomorpha; Leporidae. The record is from RefSeq and is a predicted model, not a curated record. Gene Ontology annotation, molecular function: DNA binding; protein heterodimerization activity; structural constituent of chromatin. Gene Ontology annotation, biological process: nucleosome assembly. The transcript has a single exon. Bases 1 to 411 code for a protein of 136 amino acids.